ACUCCCACCGCCUCCAGUCACUACCACCAACAUUACAAUCAUUACUACUACUAAUACUUUAGUGUCACCGCCGCUACCGCUCUUGGUACAUAGGAUAAAAGCAGAGUGAAGCUUGUCUCAAAAGUCCCUGAAUCAGCUCUUGUCACCAUGUCUGCAGGAAUACCACCACCCAUCAAAGAUGUGAAGAUCAAAUACUCCCAGAUCUUCAUCAACAAUGAAUUUGUGAAUUCAGUCAGUGGCAAAACCUUUCCAACUCUGAAUCCCUGUCAUGGAGAACCUAUUUGUCAGGUCCAGGAAAGUGACAAAGCUGAUGUAGACAAAGCUGUAGCAGCUGCUAAAGCUGCUUUCAAGUGGGGCUCAGAAUGGCGCCGUACAGAUGCAAGCAAAAGAGGUUUGCUGCUCAACAAGUUGGCUGACUUGAUUGAGAGAGACCUUGUCUAUGCUGCAAGUCUGGAAACAUUGGAUUGUGGCAAACCUUACAAAGCAGCAUUUGGUGAUAUAGCAUUUAGUGUCAAUUGUCUACGAUAUUAUGCUGGUUGGGCAGACAAGGUUGAAGGAAAGACAAUUCCAGUGGAUGGUGACUUCUUCUGCUACACCAAACAUGAACCUGUUGGAAUAUGUGGACAGAUCAUUCCAUGGAAUUAUCCAAUUCCAAUGUUCAUAUGGAAAAUAGCUCCUGCCUUGGCUUGUGGUAAUGUUUGUGUUGUGAAACCUGCUGAACAGACACCUCUCACAGCUUUAUAUAUGGGUGCUCUGAUAAAGGAGGCAGGUUUUCCACCUGGUGUUGUUAACAUCGUACCUGGCUAUGGGCCCACAGCUGGAGCAGCAAUAAGCACACACCCUGAGAUUAACAAGGUAGCAUUCACUGGUUCAACAGAGGUUGGUCAAGUAAUUAUGCAAGCUGCUGGUGCUUCCAAUUUGAAGCGUUGUUCUCUGGAACUUGGUGGCAAAAGUCCAUGUGUUAUUUUUGCUGAUGCUGACCUUGAUUCUGCAGUAGCAGUAGCUCAUGAGGCUGUAAUGACCAACAUGGGUCAGUGCUGUGUUGCUGGUUCGCGUACAUAUGUACAGGAAGGCAUCUAUGAUGAAUUUGUUGCCAAGAGUGUUGCAAGAGCCCAGAAACGAAAAGUUGGUGAUCCCUUUGACUCUGAAACAGAAAAUGGACCUCAGGUUGAUGCUGACCAGCUGUCUAAGAUCAUUGAUUUGGUGAAGAGUGGAGAAUCAGAAGGUGCCAGGAUGAUGUGUGGAGGAAAACAGAAAGGGGACAAAGGAUAUUUUAUGGAACCAACUGUCUUUGCAGAUGUCAAAGACAACAUGAGAAUCAGCAAAGAAGAGAUAUUUGGUCCGGUACAACAGAUUAUAAAGUUCACUGAUAUUGAGGAAGUCAUAGAUCGUGCCAAUAAAACGCACUACGGUCUUGGAGCUGCUAUCUUCACAAAAGACAUUGACAAGGCUAUGACCUUCACAAGUGCUGUUCAGGCUGGAACUGUUUGGGUGAACACCUAUAACAGUGUAUGCCCACAAUCUCCAUUCGGUGGAUUUAAAAUGUCAGGAAUUGGCAGAGAACUGGGAGAAUAUGGUCUUCAUGAAUACACAGAAGUGAAAAAUGUCAUUAUUAAAGUUGCCCAGAAGAAUUCUUAGAAUUUCAUAGAUUUCCUUCACUUUGGAGCAGUUGACUGAACGGACCAAUGACUCUGAUCUUCCAAUAAAAUUUUUAUAUUAAUUCCAAUUCUACAGAAAAAUGAUAUUGAAAGAAGCUAACAUAUUUUUCCUAAUCUUCUACCGGUUUAUGAAACUCAUUUGUUACUCUGAAAUAAUAAAAAU
Messenger RNA from Octopus sinensis (East Asian common octopus), 1821 nucleotides. RefSeq names its product retinal dehydrogenase 1. Gene Ontology annotation, molecular function: aldehyde dehydrogenase (NAD+) activity. The record is from RefSeq and is a predicted model, not a curated record. The transcript is spliced from 14 exons. Lineage: Eukaryota; Metazoa; Mollusca; Cephalopoda; Octopoda; Octopodidae. The coding region runs from base 148 to 1638 and encodes 496 amino acids.